AUGGAUCCGAGUCCAUCCUUCUCAACAGAUGUUAGCGUCUUCCACACCAACGAACCAGAGUUGCCACUCCACAAGCCGUCUGGGAAGGGCCAGAAACGUCGACCAAGCUCCUCAUGCCCAGAUGAAGGUCCAACAGGUGUAAAGAGGCCAAAGCUAUCACACACCGCCUUCACAGAAGCUGCCGAAAGGGCUGUUUCAUCGUCAAGGGCAAGCACAACGGUCCACACUGGAUGCGUCACACAUGAUUCCCCCAAAGACCCUCUGUUCGAUAAUGAUACUGUCGAUUACGUGACAGAAGAUACUUCCCUGAUGGCCGAAGGAGAGGUGGAUCAUCAACAUAUGCUUCCCCAGAAUACCGGCUCAGCAGCGGGCACCGAGGAUCUCAACCAAGAUCUUGCCCAGAUUGGAACCUUUGUGGACGAGGAGGCGAUCACCGAAGCUCUUCUCACAGCUCUAGAGGAAGUCCUGGAUGAUGUGGCAUCUAGGUUGGAGGGGAUAUUGAGGGCUGCUGAUGCGGUUCUCCCCGAUCUUAGAUCAUCCGUCAAUACCGGCGGACGUGGUGAUAUAUGGCUCGGGUCCGCACCAAUCUUUGAGGUGUCAUGCUGCUUGAGGCCGCUGUCAGUAUGCAGGAAAUCUCGUGUUGUCUGUCGUUUCGGAGUUGUGAACUGUGGCGCCAAGGGCUCCAGAGGCCGACAAAUCGACAAGAACCGAUGGUCCGAGAGGUUAGCACAGAUACUAGACACAAUCCUAGUGAAAUUUUCUGUUGAAACAGCGUAUCAUGCUUCUGAAUUCUCAGUGACAGUUUAG
This is a messenger RNA of Fonsecaea pedrosoi CBS 271.37, 807 nucleotides long. RefSeq lists its product as uncharacterized. The coding region runs from base 1 to 807 and encodes 268 amino acids. The transcript is spliced from 2 exons. Lineage: Eukaryota; Fungi; Ascomycota; Eurotiomycetes; Chaetothyriales; Herpotrichiellaceae. The record is from RefSeq and is a predicted model, not a curated record.